AUUCUCGUACAUUGUGUGCUUGUGCUUAGCACAUAUUCAUGUCAGGUCAAUUUCAUGGCAUGCUUAGUUUUGGCCGGCCAACGAGCUGACCCGGCCCACAGCCAGCUCUAGGCACAUUUACCAUUGGUUCCACUUUCCUAGAUUUGGUGUAAACGAAUAUACCGUUAAAUGUUGAUGCCUCCUUGGACACAUUGAUUUAAGUAUAGCAUUAUGCCGAAUAAUUUAUGCGGUACUAGAAAGUUGACACCGACCCACCAUUUUCAAGCCAAACAAUAUUCCACAAGAAGCAAAUCAGAAAUCCUGCAUCUCCAAGGUCCAGAUCUUCCACAAUUUCUCUGUGAACAACAAUGUCGACCUUCAAAGUUUCUCGCAUUGAAACCAGGCCUUUUGAUGGACAGAAACCAGGCACUUCUGGUCUCCGUAAGAAGGUCAAAGUAUUUGCACAAACUCAUUACUUACAAAAUUUUGUUCAAGCCACUUUCAAUGCCCUCACAUGUGAUAAGAUAAAAGGAAACACACUAGUUGUUUCUGGCGAUGGGCGUUAUUACUCCAAAGAUGCUAUCCAGAUAAUUAUUAAGAUGUCAGCUGCAAAUGGAGUGAGACGUGUUUGGGUUGGUCAAAAUGGAUUGCUUUCGACACCUGCUGUAUCAGCUGUCAUACGUGAAAGAGUUGGGACUGAUGGAUCCAAGGCUUCUGGAGCAUUCAUAUUAACUGCAAGUCAUAAUCCUGGAGGCCCUACUGAGGACUUUGGAAUCAAGUAUAACAUGGAAAAUGGAGGACCUGCUCCUGAGGGAGUCACAGACAAGAUUUAUGAGAACACAACUACCAUAAAGGAGUACCUGAUUGCUGAAAAUUUACCUGAUGUUGACAUAUCUAAAAUAGGCUCAACCAACUUUUCUGGGCCUGAAGGAGAGUUUGAGGUUGAAGUUUUCGAUUCAACUGAUACCUAUGUGAAUUUGAUGAAGUCAAUUUUUGAUUUUGAGGCAAUUAAAAAGCUGCUUGCUUGUCCGAAAUUCACAUUCUGUUAUGAUUCUCUUCAUGGAGUUGCUGGUGUGUAUGCUAAGCGUAUAUUUAUAGAAGAGCUUGGUGCCAACGAGAGCUCACUUUUGAAUUGUACUCCAAAGGAAGAUUUUGGUGGAGGCCAUCCUGAUCCCAAUUUGACUUAUGCUAAGGAGUUGGUUCAGCGCAUGGGAUUGGGUAAAAACUCCGAAGUUGAACCACCUGAAUUUGGUGGUGCUGCUGAUGGUGAUGCUGAUCGUAACAUGAUCCUGGGUAAAAGGUUUUUUGUGACCCCAUCUGAUUCUGUUGCUAUUAUUGCUGCCAAUGCGGUAGAAGCAAUUCCAUACUUUUCUGAUGGUCUGAAGGGAGUUGCAAGGAGCAUGCCUACUUCUGCUGCUCUGGAUGUUGUUGCAGAAGCUCUAAACUUGAAGUUCUUUGAGGUGCCCACCGGCUGGAAAUUUUUCGGUAAUCUGAUGGAUGCUGGGCUAUGUUCAGUAUGUGGCGAAGAGAGUUUUGGAACUGGCUCUGAUCAUGUACGUGAGAAGGAUGGAAUUUGGGCUGUAUUGGCUUGGCUAUCUAUUCUUGCUCAAAAGAACAAGGAGAAACUCAAUGGAGAAAAGCUUGUGACUGUUGAAGACAUUGUCCGUCAACAUUGGUCCACCUAUGGUCGACAUUAUUAUACUAGAUAUGAUUAUGAGAAUGUUGAUGCAGGUGGUGCGAAAGAACUUAUGGCACAUUUGGUCAAUCUGCAAUCUGACCUUCCACAAGUUAACAAAAUCGUGAAGGAAGCAAAUUCAGCAGUUUCUAAUGUGAUCAAAGGUGACGAAUUUGAAUACAAGGAUUCUGUUGAUGGUUCAGUUUCUAAGCAUCAGGGUAUUCGCUAUUUCUUUGAAGAUGGCUCGCGAUUGGUGUUUCGUCUUUCGGGAACUGGCUCUGAAGGAGCAACAAUUCGGGUGUACAUUGAACAAUAUGAAAAAGACUCCUCAAAAACUGGCAGAGAUUCUCAGGAAGCACUUAAACCUCUCGUGGAAGCUGCUCUGAGGCUUUCUAAGAUGCAAGAAUUCACUGGGAGGUCCGAGCCAACAGUUAUCACAUAAUUCAAGUUUUUCAGAAGGUCCAAUUUGAGUCCAAAAUUCUACAAAUUGUGUGCCGUCUUUCUUUAGAGGCAAUACUAAUUUUGGGCUAUAUAUUUCGAUGUUGUAAGAAAAGAGGGAGCUCAUUGUUGAACACCUUUGAGUUCCAGAGUUGGCAAUAGGCAACUCCAGUACAGAUUAUCAGUCCUUUUGCUUGAGUUCUUGAGUUGAGCACUCGAUGAAGGAUUUAAAAUUAAA
Messenger RNA from Amaranthus tricolor (Joseph's coat), 2330 nucleotides. Its product is annotated as phosphoglucomutase, cytoplasmic-like. Gene Ontology annotation, molecular function: magnesium ion binding; phosphoglucomutase activity. The transcript has 19 exons. Gene Ontology annotation, cellular component: cytosol. The record is from RefSeq and is a predicted model, not a curated record. Bases 348 to 2096 code for a protein of 582 amino acids. Gene Ontology annotation, biological process: carbohydrate metabolic process. NCBI's taxonomy places the organism in Eukaryota, Viridiplantae, Streptophyta, Magnoliopsida, Caryophyllales, Amaranthaceae.